Molecule: messenger RNA, 2818 nt
Organism: Drosophila virilis
Lineage: Eukaryota; Metazoa; Arthropoda; Insecta; Diptera; Drosophilidae
Source: RefSeq, a predicted model, not a curated record
ACGCGAGCCGCAAAAAUGUUCUCAUGUUGUCGUGCAAAUCCAAAAGCGGCCAAAAAGGAUAAGGACAAGGACAAACAGAGUAAAACGGAUACUAAACCAAACGAACCGCACCCCAGUCCAGUGACUCAGGAGGAACUCAAACCGAAUGGCAAUGUCGCAGCGCCAGAGCCUGAACCGGAACUGGAACCAGAACCGCAACCAGCAUCCAAAACCGAACCCCAAACCGAACCGGAGCCAGCAGAGGCUGUUAAUGUUGAGCAAUCAAUUGCCCUUGACAUAGAAGCCAACGACGCAGCAGCCGCCUCGCCAACGCUACGCUCGACGCACUCAUCCACAUCGACAGCACCGCCCGCAUCGAUGACCAGCGCAACGGAGGAUGAGCCGGCACCGCAGCAGCAGCUGCAGGAGGCGCCGCCGGCAGCCCAUGCGCCGCCCACAAGAAGCUGCCUCUCGCGGCACAAUUCGACGCAUCAUUCGAUCAAGAAGAAGGUCAAUAUUAGUACACGGGCCGAGAUCAUUGAGCCGGAGCCAUUGACCAACUCGCUGCUGCUGCUGCUGGCCAAUCACAAUAACAACAACAAUUCGCUGGCGGAUGACGAUGAGGUCUUCUCGGACUCGCUGCCGCCGCCCAAGCGUGAGAGCAUGUGCGCGCCGUACAUUGAGGGUGAACAGCUGCCGGCCGGAACGCUGGCCCUUGCCCACGGACUGCCCGCCUGGUUUGACGACGAGCGACUCAAUGAGAUCGGCUGCAUCGAGCCACCCGUCACGCCCGUGGGACGCGAUGAGCUGGAACUGAAACGUCAGCGUCUCUACACGGAGCUGCUGCGCGCCGCGCACGCCGCCGUCGAGCACAGCGUGGCCGUGCGUGAUAACAACGAGUCGGAAUCAAAGCCCACGGCUGCCGUUGAGCAUUUGGAAAGGAUUUGUGAACGUCUGGAAACGCUAGUCGAUCGCCUGGAGCAUACGCUAAUAGCGCCGCAGCCAGCAGAGCUAAACACAAAGUCUGAGCCAGAGCCAGCAACACCCGCACCACCCGCACCAACUUUGCCAAGCCAAGCAGCAACAGUUGCAACUGCAGAAGCAGCGCCCAGCAGCAGCAAUAGCAUGAGUGUCGCCGGCUUUGAGGAUAUUAUGGCCGGGCCGCUGAGCCAGUAUCUGGCGCUAUCGGCCAAAAUUGGCGGCGAUGUGGCCCAGCAUGCCCAGUUCGUCAAGGCAGCCUUUGACGCCCAAUUGCGUUACGUGACGCUGGCCACGCAGAUCGCUCAGCCGGCGCAGGCCAAGCAAAUGGAACUGUUGCAGCCAACAUCGACGCAAAUUAGCGCCAUUCAGGAUUUCCGUGAGAAGCAUCGCUCCUCCGCUUUCUUCAAUCAUUUGUCGGCCAUUAGCGAAAGUAUACCCGCCCUGGGCUGGGUGUGUGUAUCGCCGACACCCGGACCGCACGUCAAGGAGAUGAACGAUGCGGGCCAGUUCUAUACGAAUCGUGUGCUCAAGGAGUGGAAGGAGAAGGAUGCCAAGCACGUGGAAUGGGCACGCGCCUGGAUCCAAACGCUGACCGAACUACAGGCCUACAUCAAGCAGUAUCAUACCACGGGCCUGGUCUGGUCGGGCAAGGGCGCAGCACCAGCCGGUAAAGCUCCACCACCGCCACCACCUGGCGGUCUGCCACCACCACCACCGGUACUGGAUCUGAGUGCUCUGAAGCUGGACAGCGCUGCCGAUGAUCGCAGCGCGCUCUUUGCGCAAAUCAAUCAGGGCGCCGACAUUACCAAGAAUCUGAAGAAGGUAACCGGCGACAUGCAAACGCACAAGAAUCCAUCGUUGCGCACUGGCCCCGCGCCCUUCAAGACGCCAGCCAGCAGCAGCAGCGGAAGCACAGCUGGUCGUGCCAAUGCGCCCGCCAAGGAGCCCGUCUUUACGCUAGAUGGCAAAAAGUGGCUAAUCGAGUAUCAGAAGAACAAUACGGGCUUGCGUGUGGAGAAUGCCGAACUGAGCAAUGUGGUGUAUAUGUACCGCUGCGAGGGCUCCACUCUCACCGUCCGGGGCAAGGUGAACAACAUUGUGAUGGACUCGUGUAAAAAAUGCUCGCUGCUGUUCGAUUCGGUUUUGUCCUCCAUUGAGUUUGUCAACUGCCAGAACAUUCAGAUGCAGGUGUUGGGCUCGGUGCCAACUAUUUCCAUUGACAAGAGCGAGGGCUGUCAAAUGUAUUUGUCCAAGGAUUCGCUGGGUGUGGAAAUCAUAAGCUCCAAGUCCUCGGAGAUGAAUGUACUUCUGCCAGAGGAGAAUGGUGACUAUGUCGAACUGGCUUUGCCGGAGCAAUACAAGACCUUCAUCAAUGGCAAAACCCUCAAGACUGUGUGCUUGGACAGCCUGGGUUAAUGCCGGCGUCAAAUCGGGAAUCCCAAGGGCGUCGUUGAUUGCUUUCGAAAGAAAAAGAAACAAAACAAAAACAAAUAUAUCCACCCCAAAGGCAGACCGCAUUCAGCUAAUUGAACUGGUUGCAGCAAAGCUAAAAUAAUCUAAUUUUAAGCGCAGAGUUUUCGUGUUUAUGUGUAUUUAUCAUUUUUGUAAUGUACGAGAAUUUAGAAAAAUGGUUGCCAAAUUUCUGCUGCGAGCGCUUGGGGCAAAAAGUAUUCACAACAUUUUUGCAGAAAAACAAAAACAAAAAUCAAAACAAAAAAAAAAACAAGAGCAAAACAUAUAUACAUAUAUAUUUAUUUUAUAAUGCAAGAAGCAAUGCAACGUGACCCGAACGAGAAUCCAAUUUGUAUUAAUAUAUUUAAAAAUCAAUGAAAAUAAUGCACGAAACUUUGUCAACAUU